GUUUAUGGCUAGAUGGAAAUGAGGAGAAAAGUCGACGACAACUUCUUAUCGGAAGAGAUUCUAUACAAAUAUGGAAGCGUCUUCCAGAUGGUAAUCGUUUAUUAUCGUACAUGUAUGCGCAUGAGGGCAUUGCAACUGAUUCCAAAGCAAAGCCGAGGGAGGUCACUAUCACCGUUUACAAAAAUGGGUUCGAUCUCAAAAUCGGGCUGGAUGAUGGCUUGUCAUUCAAAUGGCCAGUUGAUCCUAGUAAAAAAGUUAUAGAUGCAUGUAAAGCCCUUGAAUGGUUGGAUAAGAAGAAGGACAAGAACUAUAAACACGAGAGACGCGUAUUGUUCGACGAAAUCAAACAUCAAGUUACCAAUAUUGUUCGCAUUUUUAUUAAUAAUCAUCCUGAUGAAUGGAGGCUACUCGAAGUGCGACAUGACUUGAUGAAGUCCUUAAUCAUCGGAGGAUGUUCUCGCCUGACACAAGACUUGGUUAAAGUUAGUGAUGAUGAAGACAAUAAAGAUGAAAAGGAUCGUCGCGUGUUACACAUUCCGCGAAAAUACUCAUGGCACAGUGAUAACGGAAAACCGAAAGAGAAGAAGACUGAUAUAAUGAUAGUCAUCGAGAAAAACGACAAGUUGACCGAGAACUUUCUCGCGUACUAUGCUCAUCAUGCCAAAGACCAUUAUAGUUGGAUGCAUACAGUGGGACGAGCUUUAUCGGCGUUAUCCGAGUCAUCUAAAGGAAACAACCUGGAUAUUAAUAGAAAGAGAUUGUUUGCUCAUCCGACGUUCGCCGGAGAUACAUCACAUGGUCAUAAGCAUCCUCCCGCAUCUUACACAACCAUUUUUCGAUCGUUACCAGAGAUUCACGAUGACUUGAAGUUAUUAACGAGAAGUGACGUAAUUAAAAAUCUGAGACAUGCCCAUAUGACUACAGUAGAGGGCACGGCGCUAAUGUUCAAGUUACGGGUUGAUCAAUCGAAACGACGGCUUCGGAACGUUAAGCUUGGGGCGAUAGUAAAAUUUAUGCUUACGCCCUUCUCAUUUGCUUUGAAAAUGAUCGAAGGUAUAUUUGACAGAGUAAGGGAUCCUGAGACACGUGUAAAUACUGUGCGUCGUAUUCCGGUACCAGUUGACACCGACGUCGUUAAGAUUCUAAAGAAAGCUGUGGAUGAUGAGAAUAGUGAAAUAUUCUUCGAUAAUCCGGUUGUUUCUGGCCUUAUCAAUUAUGCAUGGGAGGGUGCAUCCUAUCUCUAUUUCGCCUUUUUGAUUCUGUUUUUUUCUUAUUUGAUAGCCUUUGAUAUAUUUAUAUGGGAAUACAUUCAUCAAAACAACAGUCAUUAUGCUGUAGUUACAUACCUUUUUGUAAUUGGGACAUAUUAUGCAUUGUUUGAAGUGACUGAAAUGCGAAAUCAUAAACGAAAAAGCGUGACAUUCUACAACGUAGUCAACGUAUGUUCGUUUAUUCUUCCUAUAAUAACGAUUGCAGUCUUGACAUCCAGAGCAACGCGUGAUGACAAUGGGGCAUGGGGAUUUAGCCAGACAGAAAUAGACAGAGGUAUUAUAUUCCUUAUUUCCAUUAGCACAUUCACCAUGUGGUUCCAAUUACUGUUGCUUCUAAGACCAUUUGAAGCUAUCGGCUCUUAUGUGUUCAUAAUCAGCAACAUCAUCUCGCACAUUUUACCGUUCUUGGUGUCAUUGUUUAUACUCAUUGUAGCAUUCGGGCAUGCCAUGUACGUGCUUUUGCAUGAUCCAACACAAAUUGGUCUGUCACCAAAUGUCCUGCAACUCGGUGUCAACAUGACAACUCCUGAUGGCGGCGUCGAACAGACUAAUUAUACAGUAUAUCAAAAUUACAAUCCACAAGAUGUGUCUGACAAUAGUUUUGCAAGUUUCUGGACUUCUGUGUUAUCCUCUUAUAAUUGGAUGAACGGGAGAUGGGAUAAUGUGGACUGGAAUUACUAUCCAGUUACAAUUUUCACCGUCAUUGCAAGCUUGCUUCUAGUUAUUAUUAUGUUAAAUAUCCUUAUUGCUAUCAUGGGCGAUAUAUAUGCCGCAGCCAAGGUGUUCGGGAAACGAGAAAUCUUGAGAUUGCGGGCAAGAUUCGUGCUAGAUACAGACGACUUUGGUAACACGUUGUGGAGUGCACUGUUCUCAUAUCAACCAUCGUCGCGCUUUGAAGAAGUCGUAAAGAAAAAUCCUCGAUAUAUGUAUGUUCUUGGUAACCGUCGACAAUUCGAGCAGUGGGUUGAGGAAGGGGAAAAAUUUCGAGGACUCACCAAGCCGCAAGACGUUCAAGAAAAACUAACUGACCACAGUUGGUUUAAAUUGGAGGAUAAUGAUGCGGAUGAUUCUAACUCGAACGCUUUACAUUAG
Paraglomus occultum is the source of this 2363-nucleotide messenger RNA. The record is from the annotation of a GenBank genome assembly. NCBI's taxonomy places the organism in Eukaryota, Fungi, Glomeromycota, Glomeromycetes, Paraglomerales, Paraglomeraceae.